AUGAAACAAAAGCUUUCUCACAUUUUUGUUUCUCUUUUCUGUAAACAUCUUCAGCUCGUAAUUGGCUUUUGCGCUGGGCCAGAAGCCAUUCCUCAACCCGAAGAUGAGCGUUUAGACACUUACGAGGAAUUAAACAGAAACGAUUGGCUUGUCAGCCGUGACUGCAUUACCACAGAAGGAGGAUUAGUUUUUCAGCUUAUAUGCCCUGAGGAGCUGAUGUCAACCCGAGUGGUAGGAGAACUCCCACCAAUUCAGGAGCCAGAAGAAGUCGAACUAGCACUAAAAGUUAUUCUUGCAAGGCCACAAUUAAAAUUGAAAACUACUGGUACCUCGAUUUCUUCAGAUGCAGGCACUGGGCUUCCUGAGGAGACUGACAAACCUCAGCAGGAGCAGAUAGAACAUAAAGUUGUGUUCCAGCGGCCGGUACUUGUUGGACAAUCAGGCUCCUUCGAUAUAUUGCUGAUCAACGAAGGGGGUUCGCAGGCCUUCUGGCGACUCAUUGAAUUAGGGCCAGCUACACGGCUAAAGCAAUGUAAGUGUGAAUUACAGCCCAUAAACUGCAAACUGUUGGGCAUUGCUUUAACUGGAAGUUGA
This is a messenger RNA of Protopolystoma xenopodis, 594 nucleotides long. NCBI's taxonomy places the organism in Eukaryota, Metazoa, Platyhelminthes, Monogenea, Polystomatidea, Polystomatidae. The record is from the annotation of a GenBank genome assembly.